Molecule: messenger RNA, 603 nt
Organism: Cladophialophora yegresii CBS 114405
Lineage: Eukaryota; Fungi; Ascomycota; Eurotiomycetes; Chaetothyriales; Herpotrichiellaceae
Exons: 1
Coding region: 1-603 (200 amino acids)
Source: RefSeq, a predicted model, not a curated record
AUGUCAGAGCCACAGCAACAACCAACUCCGGAGAAAACUCCUCGGCCCGGCCUGAACCGCAGCAACUCAGAGGUGUCGACGACAGAUGUAGAUGAUCAAGGUUACGAGUCUCGAUCCAGGUCACAAUCAAGACGGCGCAGGCGACAAAACCAGCGACAGAGACAAGCUCAGGCAAAGAGCCAGUCGGGCAAUGCCUCUGCGCAGUCGAUGGCCUCGAUCAACGAGCAGGCUGAAGAGACCCAAGACCAUCCCGGCACGCAGGUGGCGAAGAGAGAUCCCGAGCAGAGAGACCAGCCGCAAUGGCUCAAGAACCCCGACCCGCGAGACAUUACCGAAGCGCAACCGUUCGAUCGGAUAAAGCCACCGUCACAGUCAAUGACCGGUCCCGUCACGUACGCACGCAUGCUUCGGGGAGAGAUCCCCUGGCGUGGGGCGCCUCCCACGCAACCGCUCGAGACGGCACAACCUGUCGACACCAAGGACAGCAGCGGCAAGGAUCCCAUGGAUCAGGACGGCCUCAAGUUGCGCAUAGAGUUGAACCUGGACAUUGAGAUCGAGCUCAAGGCGAGCAUCCACGGUGACCUCACAUUGGCACUCCUGUAA